AUGUGAGAAAGUGACAGAGGAGGAGGAGAGAGCGAGAAUGGAAGCUGCAGCGGCAGCCGGGAGAUAAAAAAGCUUUUCCUCUGCUGACGAGCGAGCGAGCGAGCGAGGGAGGGAGAGAGAAAGCAGGCAGACGUCGUGAACCGGGCGAGGGGGAGGCCGAGAAGCUGUGACACCGUAACUCGUCUCGAGGAGGAGACGCCCUGUCAACCGAGUUGCUGAACAUCAGACCUUAGCGUCAACUGAUGAUCUCAGGAGCAAGGGGGAUCUGCUAGCGGAGCUAAAGCUCCCCUCCGGGGGGGGGGGGGGCAAGGACAGAUCGAGGCUGGUGGUCCUUGCGCAAACUCUGGAUUUGUUGUGCCGUCCGUCGCACUGCGCCACCUGAUGGAGGCUCGAGCUGGCACGCUGACAAAAGCUUUACGGCCGGCUGGCAGCAAUGAAUGAAACUCCUCGACGUGGCUGACGUCAGUCUCGAGAUCGAAGAAGAAGUCGGCCACGCUCGCUCGUUUCUCCGCAGCUGGCGUCCACCGGGAAACAACGUGCAAGCAGAAAGGAUUUCCACAUGAUGCCAUGCCUGCCGGGAAUUAGUCGCCGCUAUGUUUUGAAGUCUGCAAGACCAGCAGCUCACGCCGACGACAACCGUCCAGCAAUCUGCGAGACGAUUGGCCGAGCUCGGCAGCAUCCCGUCUUUGCAUUGGUCGGCCGUGCUCGGUGUUUCCCUCGCAACCAAUCGGGACGCCGCGCACGGCUCGGAAAGCGCAGCUUUCAUUCACUACACGGAACAUCCACCGCAUCUCCUUUUAAUACCUCCUCCGGAUCGGAACCCCACCGGGGAUGACCUUUCACCCACUCAAAGCCACGCGGAUUUUCCUGCUUCUGGUGUGCCCCCGCGUCCUUGAACGCUCACAGAAGUCUUCCGGAUAUUAAAAAAAAAAACAUAAAUAGGGCAGGUGCUAUGUGUGUGCUGAUUCUCUGACUGCGGCUUGAGAGUGCAGGCACUCUCACAAGAUGACCACGUAAGAUGCGGCGGGGUGGGGGUGAAGCGGCCACUGAAUCAUUUAUCGGCUGAGGAAGGUUCCAUCUCGCAGCGCGCAUCCAUAUUGUUUGUCAGCUCCUAUAUGCUUUCCCAUUCGGGACUCAAGACGAGAAGAUGGGGAACUCCAUGGGUUGCGUCAGGGCUCCGCCAGACUCUGAACUUGUCGGAGAGCCUCCGCUGUCAUCCAAGAAGCGAUUACGUUUCAGGCGGAGGCGCAAGGGACGCAAAAACAGGAAAGUCGAUGUCCAAGAUGCCGUCGAGGCGAAGCCUUCUUUUCAAGGAACUUUGGACUCUCCUCUAACGUUGGAACACUCCAGGAUGCUUUCGCCCGUAUCUGCGUAUUCUCCCACCGUCAACCUUCCCCAAGCUCAGCGUAGUCCCAAACUCAGUCCGGGCUGGAGAGGAAUUUUCUGUCUCCCCGGCGAGGAAGACGCCGCCAGUGCCAUCGUGGACGUCUCCAGCAUCCCUGGCCAAACUGCCGCCACCGCGGUGACUCCGGGUGGUAGCGCCACCCCGGGAGGGGGGAGGCUCUGCCGCGUUCGAGAGAAAGUCCACGGCGUCCUGGAGAAACCUUCUGUGCUUGAAGAAGAGAAAGCAAAGGGUGAGAGGACGCUGCCUGAAAGGAUUCAACGACGGCAAGUCGAGACGAUGCCUUCUUCGGGAGAGCACAACGGCGUGGUCCACAUCCGAGAGGUGGAUGGGAAGCUCUGCGUGGUGCAGACGGUGUACCCCAGCGAUUACGGCUCUCCGGCAUGGAGGGCCCAAAGUGACCGUGAAGUGGAGGUCCACAAAGAGGCUCCUGCUCCUUUCCCGGUUGCAGGACCUAUUCUCAAAGUCCACCUGUCGGAGGACGAAGGAGACACGCAAGAGGAGGCCUUCGACCAAAUAUGGAUGGCGGACAACAUGGCCGCCGCCGAAGGACUUAGCUUACACACGCCGAGUCGAGCGCAGGAGAGAUACUCUCUCUUGGAGUCGGGCUACGCCAGCGACCUCCCGCUGACCUCGCCAGAAACGGCCGUCACCACUCCCAGCCGGGGGGACUGGCAGACGUUGCUAAGCGCUAGCUCGGAGGAGAAACUGGACGCGGCGGCGGCGGAGACGGCGCUGCAGCAACGGGCUGCAACUACACAACUGCCGCAGAUUUCCGAGAUUUACGUGUGCGGCGAGUCGGGCGACCUCACCGCCAAGGAGAAGCUGCUGCUAUGGAGCCAGCAGGCCACCGAAGCCUACCCGGGCCUCCGCUGUGUCAACUUCACCUCGUCGUGGAGCGACGGACGCAUGUUCAACGCUCUGCUGCACCGAUACAGACCCGACCUGAUCAACAUGGAGGCGGUGGCACAGCAGAGCAACCGUGAGAACCUCGAGCAGGCCUUUGAGAUUGCCGAGUCGCUAGGGGUGACCAGACUGCUGGACGCCGAGGACGUGGAUGUUGCGUCCCCAGACGAGAAGUCGGUCAUCACGUACGUCUCGUCCAUCUAUGACGCCUUCCCCAAAAUCCCAGAGGGAGGCGAGGGCAUUGUCGCACACGAAGUGGAUCAGCGCUGGUCCGAGUAUCAGUCCAAGUUCUUGUCUCUGCUCCAAUGGAGCCGCCAGCAAACGGCCAUCAUGGCUAACAGGAACUUUCCACAGAACCCAGUAGAACUCAAGGCACUUUACAACGAAUACGUCCACUUUAAGGAGACGGAGAUUCCCGCUAAAGAGCUGGAAAAAAGUCACGUGGAACACCUCUAUAAACUUCUGGAGGUGUGGAUGGAGUUUGGCCGCGUGAAGCUUCCUCAGGGCCUCCACCCCAACGACUUGGAGGAGGAGUGGGGUAAACUCAUCCUGGAGAUGCUGGAGAGGGAGAAGGUUCUCCGACCUGCAGUGGACAGGCUUGAGUUGCUGCUCCAAAGAGCAAACAAAUUCCAGAACCUGGCCUUGGACUGCGAGGAGAAGCUCACCCUGGCAAAGAACACGCUACAAGCCGACAUGUCGCGGGCGGAGAGCGGCGAGACGGCGCAGUGCGGGAGCGAGCUGGCCUGCUACCUGCAAGACUGCGAGGCGCUGACGGCACAAAUGCAGCAGGAGCUCAAAGUUCUCCGGAGUGAAAAGUACUACCAAGUGGAGCAGCUCGCAUUCAGAUUGUCGUGCCUUGAAGAGGAGCUGGUGUCUCUUCGACUUCAGUGUUCCAGCCUGUACAGAAAAGGUCACUUUGCGGGGGGCGAGCUUCUCAGCCGGCGCGCCCCCGUCGAGGCCCCCGGGCUUUCUCUGGGACAGACCCUGCUGGGGGCCGCCGGGGCCGCCCUGAUCCGCCGCCCCAUGGCACGUUCCCAGCUGGUGGCCAUGUCUUCGUCUGAGGACGAGGGCGGCCUGAGGUUCAUCUACGAGCUUCUGGGAUGGGUGGAGGAGACACAGGAGCUUCUGGAAGGAGCUGAAUGGGGGGCGGACCUUCCUUCUGUGGAGAACAACCUGCAGGAACAUAACAGUGUGCACACGGCCGUGGAGGAGCUGAUGAGCGGCUUGCAGGAGGCUCGCAGCUACGAGGCCAAAGUGUCGGUCAACUUCAGAAGCAACUACUCUGAGACGCUGGCUAAACUGGAGCAGCAGUACUGCAAACUACUGGAGCACUCGUCGUGGCGGCUCCGCAGCCUGGAGAGUCUUCAUGCGCUGGUGCGCGACUGCACCGAGGAGCUGAUCUGGCUGAACGAGCGCGAGGAGGACGAGAUCGCCUUCGACUGGAGCCACAACAACACCAACAUGGACGCCAAGCAGGAGAUGUACAGCGAGUUGAGGCGCGAGCUGGACGAGAAACACGACGUGAUGCGCUCCCUCCAGGAAACAGUGCUUCGCCUGUGUCAGGAAAACCAUCCGGCCAAGCAGACUCUGGAGGCGUACAGCGCGGCGCUGCAAACGCAGUGGCAGUGGGUGGACCAGCUUUGCGUGUGCGUGGAGCAACACCUAAAAGAUAACACGGCCUACUUCCAGUUCAUGAGCGACGCGCGCCACUCCGAGACGUACCUGAAGCAGCUUCAGGAGAGCAUCAAGAGGCAGUACACCUGCGACAGGAACAGCCGUCUCAGCAGGCUGGAGGACCUACUGCAGGAUUCCAUGGAGGAGAAGGAGCAGCUGAUCGAGCACCGGGGGAAGGUGGCCAGUCUGGUGGGCCGCGCCAAGACGCUGGUGCAAUUGCGGCCCCGCUGCGCCGACACCCCUCUGCGGGCGGCCACGCCAGUCCGCGCCGUCUGCGACUAUAAACAAAUCGAGACAAACGUUCAGAUCACCAUCAUCCGUGGCGAGGAAUGCGUGCUGGAGGACAACGCCCAGCGCAGCAAGUGGAAAGUGAUCAGCCCCACGGGCAACGAGGCCAUGGUGCCGUCCGUCUGCUUCACUGUGCCGCCGCCCAACCAGGAGGCCAUCGAUGCCGCCGGCAGGACGGAGCAGUUGUACCAGCAGGUGAUGUCUUUAUGGCACCAGCUGCACAUCAAUAUGAAGAGCGUGGUUUCCUGGCACUACCUCCUUAAAGACCUCGGCGCUGUCUCCGAGUGGAACCUUGACACGGUCCGCAGCCAAACCCCGUCGGAGCGGCAGCAAGUCCUGGACCACCUGGACUCCCACCUAUCGGACUUCCUGUCCGACAGUAGAGAGAGCUCGCUCUUCACGCCGGCCGAGCGACGCGAGCUGGAGGCGGACGUCCAGCAGGCGCAGCUGCGCUGCCGCGAACUGCUACUCAGCAUGGAGAGCGAGGAGAAAGAUGAGUCUGUGUCACGCUCGUACAUGUCGGAGCUGCAGAACGUCACCUUGCGUCUCAAAGAGGCCGAGGAGAGGUUGAUCGGCGCCAUCCAGACGUCCGGCCGGCUCGCUGACGACAGCGCCGAUAACGCCGUCAGGAUAGCCGAGCAGGAGGAAGUGGAGCAUGAGCUGGACGCACUUCGCUCCAACCUGGGCGACGUGUCUCGGCGCUGCGUGGCCUUCUUGGAGGACAAGCCGGCGUCCUCGGGCGUCCCCGCCCUGCGCUCGGAACUCAACCGGGCCGUGGAGAAGAUGGACAAGCUGCACCACCUCUCGUCCGUCUUUCUGCAAAAAUUAAAAAUGGUGGACGUGCUGAUGCGCUGCCUGGAGGAGGCGGAGAGUCAGGUCAGGAAGUACGAGAGCAGGCUGAGCGAGGAAGACAUCAUUCCUGCCGACGCGGCGGCCAUCCAAAGUCUUCGAGAUCAAUUAGGGAAGUGGCAAUGCGAGCUGUCCGACCAAGAGGGCGUCUUUGAAUCCCUGCAGUCGGACGUCCUCCGGGCCAAAGAGGCGGCGUCCCACCUCGCCGCAAUCCACCCGGACCGCAACCCCGAGUUGGAGCGCUACCAGGAACGAGCCGAUCAAGCGGCGGAGCGGUGGAGCGGCGUGAAGAAGCAGAUGGAAACGAGGCGGGCGGAGCUGCAGGCCAUCGCUUCGGUUCUGCAGCAGUACAGAGACGGCCACUCGGAACUGACGACGUGGAUCCAGGAGACCACGCAGCGGCAGGAGAACACACCGGCCGGGACCACUGACAGCAAAGCGCUCUCCGAGGAACUGGCGCAGCAGACGGCUUUAGUAGCCGAGAUUGAAGAGAACCAGACCAAACUAGACGAUUGCCAAACUCACUCCAAACAGUACUGCACCUCAGUCAAGGACUACGAGCUUCAGCUGAUGACUUUCAGAGCCUUCGUGGAGUCCAUGCACAAAUCGCCAGUGAAGAGGAGGAGGAUGCACUCUUCCUCGGACGCCAUCACUCAAGAGUUCAUGGACCUCCGCACACGCUACACGGCCUUGGUCACGUUGACAACGCAACACGUCAAAUACAUCAGCGACGCCCUCCGGCGACUCGAAGAAGAAGAGAAAGAAGUGGAGGAGGAGAAGCAGGCCAGGGUGGGUCAGGUGUCGGACCUGCUGGCUUGGAUCGGAGGUCUUCAGGGACGGAGCGCCGGCCCCAACGCCGAGUCGUCACUCGCCGCGCAACAGGCCAUCAGCGAGCAACUUGCCGCCAAGAAAGACGACGUGGCCGAAGCCAUCCGAAGCACGCAGGUCUUUCUUCUCUCCAAACAAGCCGCCAAACUGUCUCCGGACGAGCGCGCCCACGUGGAGGCGCAGCUGGGCCAGCUGACGUCAACCUACCGUGACAUGUGCGAAGCCUCCACGCAGCAGAUGCAGCAGCUGGAGCAGCAACUGGCCAAGGAGGAGGAGAGGAAGAUAGCACCUUGCAUCGCCGGGGUGCUGGACUUGGGGAGCGUGGAAACUUUGCCAGUCUUCCAAGCCGCCCAGCGGGGUCUGAUUGAUCAGGACACAGCUCGCUUUCUCUUGGAGGCCCAGGUCGUCACCACAGGGGGGCUCAUCUCAUCUGAUGGUCUCAUCGUCCUCUCCGUGGACGCGAGUCUCAGCGAGGGUUUGAUUGACGCUCACGCUAGGGAGUCCCUCUCAAAGUUGGAAAGCGCUCGGCUUCUGGUGGAAUCCGCGACCGGUGGGCAACAACUGAGUGUGCGUGCGUUUGCUUCAGCUGUAGAGUCUGGGCUCAUUUGUGAGGAGGCGGGACUUUGUAUUCUGGAAAUUCUCAUGAGAGAAGAAGACUUGACGCUCUUGACGUCCAGGAGCCUUCAAGCCAAGCUUGAGUCCAGGCUCCAACGUAGAGAGCUGAUCGAUCCAAACACAGCGGAGAAAGUCAGCCUGAGUGAGCUGCUUCGCCGUUGCGUCCCGAACGACGACGACUCGGGUCUUCUACUUCCCGUCAAACAGCAACCCGGAGGAAGCGUCUGCCUUCGCUCCGGGAGAAAAGUUGGCAUCUUCCGCGCCAUUGAGGAAGGCCUGAUUGACCGGCAAGUGGCCAAGCGACUCCUGGAAGCUCAGCUGUAUGCCGGUGGGAUCGUGGACCCCCGAUCUGGACACCGGCUGACGGUUCACGAGGCCAUUAGUCAUGGACUGGUAGACCAGGACUUGGCUUGCUCCUUGUUGGUGCGACAGCUCCAAAACGGCGGCAUUCUCGAUCCCGUGACUCGAGAACGUUUAGAUUUGGAGGGCGCUAUCCAUCUGGACCUCCUUUCUGCUCGUAUGGCUCUGUCGGUCCUUGAAUCCCUCCAGACGUUUAUGGGGAUGAUGUGGCCCGGAUCUGGUGAAGUCCUGUCCAUCGCGGAGGCUCUUGAGCAAGGAGUCGUCUCCGGGGAGCUGGCACGGAACAUCCUCAAGCAGCGUAACGCCGUCGGAGCGUUGUACAACCCGGAAACUCUACAGUUGCUGCCCUUUGAGGAAGUUCUGGAGCCCAGUGCCGUCCGUGUACUCAAAGACAUCCAUUUGCCAGAUGUUCACCCCAACCUGAAUCGUCCAAGUUUGGGUUCUUCAAGCUCCUCUGCUGAGCCGAUGGAUGCAGCGGAUGCCCGCCAGCAAGCCGAACACAAGCUGCUCUUCCAUCUCACGACUCACAGCUACGUAAACGCACACUCAGGGGAACGCAUUGUGAUCUUUGACCCCGAGUUGCCGGAGGUCGUGAACGCGAUUCAGCCAGAGCGGCGGAUUCUGAAAGGUGCUUCAGUUGAUCCAGCAACUGAUCUGCGAGCGAGCAAUCUCAAUGACGCGGUUGCUUUGCUUUCUCGUGACCUGGCUUCAGAAAAACAGAAGGUGACUCCUUUGAAGAUCAAAAUGGAUGAUGAUAUCUCACCUAACAUCACCUCAUCGGAGAGCUCGCUUGGACCUGAAGUGGACAAGCCUCCAGAACCUGAUUGUUCCAUGGACCUUUUGAGUCACUUUGCUGCAAAUGUUGAGAAGAGAAUCCAGCAAGCCAUAGAGGACGCCAUACCACAGAUCACAACUCUUGAGAAGAUUCUCGAAGCAAAAACUGAAGAUGAAUUUGAGAUGACCGUCCUGGAUGGUCCACCAAUUGAUUGCAGAACUGAACACGCAAGCGACAAAAAGAAAGAACCCGUCAAGGGGAACGACGCAGAAUGGGAGAAGACUUUGAGCUUUGAAAAAGAGGCUUCUGUUGCCGUGGAGAAGCAAGAACCACUUUUGGAGGCUAAAGAAAGUAAAAGCAAGAAAAAGAAGAGGAGUAAAAAGAAGGCAAGAAUAACAGAGGAAGAACCGAAAACACAGCAACCGGAAAUCAAAAUUCCGUCGGAAACAUCUCAGCUGGAGAAAGCUUCGUUUAGUGAGGACAAGACGGUUCAUGAGGACAACGCUGAGUCACAGACACAAGCAGAGGUCCAACCUCAACCACCUCAAAAUGAAGAAACCAGGCAUGUGAAAGGAGCAACUGACAAGACGGUGCAGCCGAGAAGAGACUUGGAGGUGUUAGAGGACAAGAAAGUUGUUGAGGAAGUCGAGAAGAGCGAGACCACAGAUAUAACACGAAAGAGCGACGAGAAGUACAAAGUUGGAGAUUGUUGUGAAAAAGUUGCAAGACAAGCUGCACAAUGUGAGGCCCCGUGCACACGAGCAGAACAAGAGAAGAAAGAGGAACAACCAGUUGAAGCCACCAAAAGUUUGGACGUUAAGUGUCCAGAAACUGCAACGCUCCCGUCAGACGACGUUUGUGCUGAUUCCGGAUCAGCAGCACUUCCUGAGCCACUUCCAGUUUUUGCUAGUCAAGGAGCAGAAGAUGAGAUGUCAAGUGAAGAUGACGUGACCUCCACUUCUGGCAAGGCGGCGUCGCUCGUGCGUCAGGAGUGCUUGGAGCAUGACCAGAGGAUGGUGGCGCUUGUCUCCAUGGUCAGACACGUGGAGGUCCGACUCAAACAGCAGCAGCAGCAAUCGGUGGGACGCAGCCUUGGCGCCUUAGAUGACAUCAUCAGGCAGGCGCAGGAUCUGGUCGUGGAGCUACGAGACCUGGAGCCUGAAGUUAGCGUAGAAGCCAAGGCCGCUCAGAAGCUCUCGAUGCUUCACCGCAGAGAUGUUCCUCCGCAGCUCAUCAGGGCUCUGGAGAAAGACCAGCAGAGCUUGACGCGAACGUACCAGACGGCCAGAACACUUUGUGAGGACGUCCUGCAAAACCUGCAAAACCACCGAGAUUCAUACAAGGAGGCCGUCGAAGCUGAGCUGAAGUCACUAGGGGGCAGAGUGGAGGCUCUGAUGUCCUGGUUGAGAGAAACAGAGGUGCUUGUCAAUGACGAGACGGACCAAGAUGGCCAUCAGUUGCGUCUUUCCGAGGAGCUUCAGUCCGCCCUGGCGUCUCGCUCCGGCGACGUAGCCCAGGUGGCCUUGGAUAUCCAACUUUUUGUCUCAGAGCGGGCACAGGACCUGCCGCCCCGCCAGAGCAGGCGCCUUCUGGGGCAGCUACAGCAGCUGCAGGGGGCCUUCCACAACGCGGCGGGCCAAACUCGGGCUCGGGUCGCCGCUCAGCGCCAACGUGACGAAGAGGAGGAGUGGCGGCGCCAGCAGAACCGUAGCGCUGACCUUGAGGAGAAACCAAAGGAGACAGAGGUGGUCCAGCAACAGAAAGUGGAAUGUUCUCACAAACUGGAAGAUCUCAAUGCCUGGUUGGCAGGAGCCGCCGCCGCUCUGGCCAAUCAGAAAGCAGAACCGACCGUGGAAUCGGACGACAUGAACGUCUUGCAGGUCAAGCAGGAGAAGUUAAAGGAAGUACAGAAGGACCUGCGGAGCCGUGCGGAAGACGUGGCCGAGGCCAUCCGCUCGGCGGAGGACUUGCUGGCCGAGCGACGGGAAAGCUUAAGUGCAGAAGAGCGAGAGGGCCUGCAGGUGGCGCUAGCGCAGAUGAAAGAGCAGUACGCCGCCCUGACGGAAGCGGCCAAAGCGUCCGUGACGGAGGUGGACGCUUCCGUCAGCGCUAUGUUGCAGCACAACACGCAGAAGGCAAAAGCUUUUGAGGAGCUUCAGCAGACCCAGGACCAGAUAGACUCGCUGCUGAAGGACUUGUCAGCCGCUCAUGGAUCAGCAGCUCACGACGUCACCGACCUGCCCUCCUCGCAGCCCGACGAUGCAGUCACAUGCCACACGGGGGCGCUGCAGGCCGAACUUCAGAGGCUGCAGGCUCAGCAGGCCCAGCUCCUCCAAAUCAGCCAGUCAGCUCGCACGUUGCUGGACCAACCCGACUCCACAGUUCCUCCUGAGGAGAAGCGACGACUGCGAGCCACGCUGGACCGGCUGCAGGCCGAACACCAACAGAAGCUUCACGGCUGCCAGGAGCGACUGAGGAAAUCCGAGGCGCUGAAGGACGAGCUGGCAAAGUAUCUCCAGGAACACGGCGAUCUGAGCACCUGGCUGGAGCAGAGCGAACAGGAGCUGAAAUGUUUGGGGGAAGGCGAAACGGACGCUCAAGAACUGAAGAACCGGCUGGAGGAGCACAGAAAGCUGGCCGAGGACGUCAUCUGCCACAAGGCCGACCUGCGCUUCGUCUCCAUCUCGGGUCAGAAGGUCCUGGACUCCUGUCAGGGCGUUCUCGAGCAGCAAGAGGGCGCCGGCGAUGCUGCCGCUCUGGAAGCCACCAAGCAGCUGGUGACCGACAAGCUGCAAGACGCUAACCACCGAUAUACCUCACUCCACGCCAAGUCGUCAGAGUUGGGCGGCCGCCUGUCGGGCCUGCUGGAGCGCUACCAGCAGUACCAGGAUGAGGUGGUCUCGCUCCAUUCGUGGCUCAGCGCCCAGGAACAGAAUCAAAGCAUCGCCAAGUCCGGCGGAGACACCGACCCCCAUGACCUGCAGGACACACUGCGGCAAGUCCAGCUGCUACAGGACGAGCUGGCUGAGCGUUCGGUCCAAUUGGAAAAGGUAAAGCGAGCCGGAAGAGUUCUGGUCAGCGCCGACGAAUCUCCCUCCCUGAAGGCCGUGGACAUCCUGUGCGCCGCAGACGGUUUAGAGAAGAGGUUCUCGUCUUUGUCGGCGUCCGUAUCGGAACGGGCCGAGCAGCUCCAAACGGCCGUGGCCCAGUCUGUGAGCGUGCAGGAGGGCUUGAAGGCUCUGCUGGCCUGGCUCGACACGCUAGAUUUGGACCCCGCGCCCGUGGAGCCCACGGCGCAGGCGCUCCAAGAUGCCCUCACUCAGAACCAGAAACUUCGCCAGGAGCUGCUCUCACGGCAAGGCAGCGUGGAGGCCACACGGGACUCGGUCUCCAAGCUGCUCCAGAGCCCCGACGCCUCUACGGCAUCGGGCCUGCAGGGAGCGCUGGACGAGCUGACGCGAAGGUUCGCCGCCGCUCAGGUCAGCCAAGCCGAGCGGGAGGCGGAGCUUAAACGCUUGCUGCCCCGACUUGAGAGCUACGAGCGACUGGCGGCCGACCUGCAGGUCUUCAUCCAGAGUCGCGGCAAGGCUCUGAGCCCGGCGGGGCAGCCCGAUCGUAGCGUGGACGACUACAGGCAGACGGUGGAGGAAGUGAAGUCGGAGCUGCAACAGGAAGCUCCUCAGCUCAAGUCCUUCUGUGACUUGGCAGAAGAAGUCAGCACGUCACAAGUUUUGGGUCGUACGCAAAGCCUGCUGGGACACGUCAAAGGCGUGUCGGAUGACUUCAAGCAACUGGAGGACGACGUCAACCAAAGACUGGCGGCCAUUUUGGCUUGUGAGCAGCAGCUGCUCCACUUUCGCGGGCUCUCCGGCUCCGUCCUUCGGUGGCUGCAGGCGGCGCAGGAGCAGCUGCCCGCCAAGGAAGUCGCCUUGGACACGGAGGCGCUGCAGAGGCGAGUGCAGCAGCUGCAGGAGCUGUUGAAGGAGUGGGAGUCGCAGGCGUCCAGGGUGCAGGAGUUGAACAAGAGCGGCUCCGAGCUGGAGGCGCAAGUCAUCGACAUCACGACACCGCAGAGUAAAGCAGGUGCUCCCCAAAUCAACGGCUCUGCUCCCGGCAGCGUCAACGGCAUUCAUACUUGCAAAGACCUGACGGAGAUCCAAGUGGCCGUGUCUGACGUCAACGCCCGACACGAGGCCCUGGGCGCGGACCUGACGGAACGCCUGGGCCGCCAGCGGGCCUCGCUGGAACAGAGGCAGCAGGCCAGGCAAGGCGCAGAGGAACUGCAGAUCUGGCUGAAGGACAAAGAGAAGAACCUCGCGCAGGGACACGCCGCCUCACCAUCCAAGCCAGAAGUGGUGCGCGCCCAGGCCCAGGAGAACAAGGCGCUGCUGUCGGAGUUGGCCGAGCACUCGGCCAGGGUGGAGGAGCUCAAGGGAACCUUGAGGAAGCUCAUCGCCGACAACCCCGACUCCCCCGAGGCCGACGCGUGGCGGCAACAGCUGCAGGAGAUUGACGCCCGUUGGCUCGCGGCCAAUCAGACGGCAUCGCAGCGUCAGGCGGAGCUGGAAGCGUGCGCCGACCGGCUGGGCAGCUUUACCGCGGCUGCAUCUCAACUGGGCCCGUGGCUGCGUGAGAAGGAGCUCAUGAUGAGCGUGCUCGGACCUCUCAGCAUCGACCCCAACAUGCUCAACACCCAGAAGCAACAAGUGCAGUUCAUGCUGCGGGAGUUUGAGACUCGUCGCCCACAGUUCGAGCAGCUCACCCAGUCGGCCGAGGGCAUCCUCUCGCAGACGCAGGACCCCAAAGAGCAGGAGGAGGUCCGGGCCGAGCUGGACUCGGUCUCCCGGCAGUGGCGCGACCUGACGGGCAAACUGGACCAACGCUCGGAGCAUAUCGACCAGGCGCAAGGCACCAGCGAGCGCUACCAGGCGUUGUUGCGCGAGCUCUCCGCCAGCGCGGCGGCGCUCGCCGAGCGUCUGGACGGCCAGGCGGAGCUGAGCGCUCGGCCCGAGGCGCUCAGGCAGCGCCUGCAGGAAACGGGCGAGAUCCGCUCGGAACUGGAGAGGCGGCGCGGCGAGCUGGCCGAGGCCGAGCGGCUGUGCCAAGAGCUGAGCGCCAUCGUGGCCGAACCUUACUUGAAGGACGAGCUGAAGAAGAGGCUGGAGAGCGUCAGCGGUCCGCUCAAGAGCUUGGAGGAACGCGCAGCGGACGGUCUGUCUCAGCUGCAGGCCGCUCUAUCAUCUACGCAGCAGUUCCAGCAAAUGUUCGCCGACGUGCGCUCGUGGCUGGACGAGCAGGUGGAGCUCCGGGACUCGUCGCUGGACGCGCUGCCCUGCCAUCCCGAGGCGGUCCGCUUGCUGCUGUCCACCGCCGCCGACCUCCAGCGCUCCGUCGCCGCCCAACGGGGCUCCUACGAGCUGAUCCAGGCCGAGGGCGUGUCGCUGCUGGCCGCCCUGCCUGCCGGCGGCGACGAGCGCGCCGCCCUUCAGUCUCGCCUGACACACCUGCGGCAGGACUGGGAGGACGUCAACGGGCGGCUGGCGGAGCGGGAAAACCGACUGAAAAGUACCCUGAGCAAGGCGGAAAGCUACCAGCGGCACAAGGCCGAGUUGGCUCCCUGGCUGGAAGAAUGCGAGGAGAAAGAGGCGGAGAUCCAGCCGUCGCUCGACACGGCGGGCUUAGAUGACGCCCUGCAGAAAGCCAGGGGGCUCGCACUAGACCUAGAGAGACGACAACCCCAACUGGAGGCCUUCAACGCCGCCGCCGAUCAGCUGCUGGAGCAGUGUUGUGUCGGAGACGACGAGGUCCGAGACGAGAAGGCGCAGCUGAACCGGCGUCUGGACGCCCUUAGCGAGUGUCUCCUCGGCCGCACGUCGCAGCUCGAGGAGCUCUCGAGUCGCCUCAAGGAGUUUGAGGAAGGUCGGCAAGCGGUGGAGAGACGCCUGGAGGCCGCCAAGCACCAAAUUGAAGUCCAGGAGGCGCUAGGACCUCAGGCUUGUAGCGCAAAGAGCUUGGAUAGGCUGAGGAGCCAGCAGGAGAACCUUACAUGCCUACAGCCUCAGGUGGUCUACCUGCGCGACCUGGCUCAGGGGCUGGUGCAGGACGCCCCCCAGAGGCCGGAAGGCGGCGCUGAGGGCACCCAGAGGCUGCAAGAGCAGGCCAAACACACCCAGAGCGAGUUUGACGACGUCAGCAGCAAGCUGGAGCAGUGUUGCUCGGCGCUGGAGUCGCGUCUCCACGGCGUGGGCGAGGUCCAGGCGCACGUGCGCGACGUCUUCUCGCGCCUGGCCGACCUGGACGACGAGCUGGACUCGCUGGGCCCCGUCGGCCGCGACGCCGACUCGCUGGCCUCGCAGGCGGACACGCUGACCGGCUUCCUGUCCCGUCUGGCCGGCCUGCGCGGCGAGCUGGAGACGCACGCCGCCGAGUGCACGGCCAUGCUGCGCCGCGAGGGUUCCUCGCCCGACCUGCUGGCCCUCAGGCGCGAGACCGAGGCGCUCGGGCGCCAGGCCGGCAAGCUGGGCGAGCGCGGCCAAGCACGUCUGGUGCAGAUCCAGGACGCCUCCGAGCGGGUGGGCGACUUCUACCGGCUGGUGGGCGAGCUACAAGGCCUGCUAGGGGCCGCCGAGCAGGGUCUGAACGCGCAGGCCGCCGUGGGCUCCGAGGUGGACGUCAUCAAGCAGCAGCUCGGCGACUUUAAGGCUCUGGAACGAGAGCAAGUGGACGGCGUCCAAGCCAAGCUGCAGCACGUCAACGCUGUCGGCCAGGGUCUGAUCCAAAGCGCCGCCAAGAACACGGACACCCGGGCGUUGGAGCACGACCUGGACCAAACCAACCAGAGAUGGAACUCGCUCAACAAGAGGGUGGCCGAGAGGAUCGCCCAACUGCAGGAGGCCCUGUUGCAUUGUGGCAAAUUCCAGGACGCCUUGGAGCCGCUGCUCAGCUGGCUGAGCGACACCGAGGAGCUGGUAGCCAAUCAGAAGCCGCCGUCGGCCGAGUACCGCGUGGUCAAGGCCCAGAUUCAAGAGCAGAAGCUGCUCCAGAGGCUGCUGGACGACCGGCGGCCCACGGUGGAGAUGAUCCGCGCCGAGGGCGAGCGCAUCGCCGCCACCGCCGACGCUCAGGACCGAGAGAAGAUCCAGAGCCAGCUACAAAGUCUGGCCCAGAGGUGGAACGACCUCCUGGACAAGGCCAGCUCCAGGCAAAGGCAACUGGAGGAGCUGCAGGUGCUGGCGCUCCACUUCCACGAGGCUCUGGAGCCGCUAGGCGAGUGGCUGAGCGCCACCGAGAGACGCGUCAGCUCCGCCGAGCCCAUGGGAACCCAGACGGCUAAGAUCAGCCAGCAGAUCGUCAAGCACAAGGCCAUCCAAGACGAUGUGUGCGCUCGAGAGUCGGACGUAGCGCACCUGCGUUCCCUCAGCCAAUCGCUGGCUCCGCUCAGCUGCGCCUCGGACCGGGAUUGGCUGGGCGAGCGCGUGGAGGCGGUCCGCUCGGGCCACGCCCAGCUUUCCGAGUGGUGCGAGCGGCGGGCGGCGCUGCUGGAACAGGCGCUGGCCAACGCUCGGCUUUUUGGCGAGGACGAGGUGGAGGUGCUCAACUGGCUGGCCGAGGUGGGCCAGCGACUGGCGCUGGUGUCGGUGCAGACUUACCAAGCCGACGUGCUGGCCGAGCAGCACAAGCACACGCUGUCACUCAACGAGGAGAUUGUAAGCAGGAAGAAGACAGUGGACCAAGCCGUCAAGAACGGGCAAGCUCUUCUCAAGCAGACCACAGGCGAGGAGGUUCUGCUGAUUCAGGAGAAACUGGACGGCAUCAAGUCUCGCUACGCCGAGAUGACGGCGGGCAGCAGCAAAGCGCUGCGCACGCUGGAGCAGGCGUUGCAGCUGGCCACGCGUUUCGCCAGCGCCCACCAUGACCUCAACCAAUGGCUGGACGCCGUGGAGGCCGAGCUCAACGACGUGGAGCCCGACGCCUCGCCCGCCUACCAGGAGCGACAGAAGGAGUUGAAAAAAGUGUCAGCCGAGAAGCGUCUGGUGCUGGACACCCUCAACGAAGUGGGCAGCGCCCUGCUGGACUUGGUGCCCUGGCGAGCCCGCGAGGGUCUGGACCGACUGGUCGCCGACGCCAACCAGCGCUACCGACAAGCCGACGACACCAUCACGCAGCGGGUGCAGCUCGUGCAGGCCGCCAUCCAGAGGUCGCAGCAGUACGAGGAGGCGGUGGACGCCGAGCUGGCCUGGCUUGGCGAGACGGAGCGCAAGCUGGCGUCGCUAGGCCCGCUGAGCCUGGAGCCCGACGUGACGGUGGCCCAGCUGCAGGUCCAGAAGGCCUUCAACAUCGACAUCAUCCGCCAUAAGGACACCGUGGACCAGCUGCUCGCCACUCGGGACGACAUUCUGGAGACGUGCAGCGACGCCCAGAAGGACGCGCUGAUGGUGAAGACGGAUUCCUUGAGCGCCCGCUACGACGCUGUCAACCAGAACCACAGUGAGCGCUUUGCGGCCCUGGAGCAGGCUCAGGUGCUGGUGACCCGCUUCUGGGAGACCUACGAAGAACUGGAGCCGUGGCUGGGCGAGACGGAGAGCCUCAUCGGGCAGCUUCCGCCGCCCGCCAUCGACACGGACGCUCUGCGCCUGCAGCAGGACCAGAUGAGGCUUCUGAGAGAGUCCAUCGCCGAACACAAGCCGCACAUGGACAAGCUCCUCAAGAUCGGCCCCCCGCUGGCCGAACUGAGCGCGAGCGAGGGCCCCCGGGUGACGCAAUGCUACACCGAUGCCGAGCGCCGCUACUCGGCCAUCAAGGAUGAGGUCAAAGGUCGCGCGGGGCUGCUGGACGAGGCCGUGUCGCAGUCCGCUCAGUUCCACGACAAGAUGGACCCCCUUCUGGAGACCCUGGAGGCGGCCGUGCAGCGCCUGCGUCAGCCUCCGCCCGUGGCGGCAGAGGUGGACAAGAUCCGCGAGCAGCUGGCCGAUCACCGGGCGCAAGGUCUGGAGUUGGACAAACUGCUGCCAAGCUUCUCCGCCCUCUGCGCCCGUGGCGAGGAACUCAUCGGUCGGGCUGCCCACGACGACCCGGCUGCCCAGGCCGUCCAUUCCCGCCUGCUGCGCCUGCGCUCGCUGUGGGACGAGAUCCGCCAGCGGGCUGAGGACCGCGAGAGCAAACUCAAUGACGUGCUGGACCUGGCCGGCAAGUUCUGGGCCGACGUGUCUGCGCUGCUGAGCACGCUGCGUGACUCGCAGGACAUCGUCAAGGAGCUGGAGGACCCCGGCGUGGACCCUUCGCUCAUCAAGCAGCAGAUCGAGGCCGCCGAGGCCAUCAAGGCGGAGACUGACGGUCUGAGGGAGGAACUGGAGUUUGUCAGGACCCUCGGGGCAGAUCUUAUCUUCGCCUGUGGAGAAACCGAGAAACCCGAAGUCAAAAAGACCAUCGAUGAGAUGAACGGCGCCUGGGAAAGUCUGAACCGGACAUGGAGAGAAAGGAUGGAGAGGCUGGAUGAGGCCAUGAGCGCCUCCGUCCAGUACCAGGACGCUCUGCAGUCCAUGUUCGACUACUUGGACAACGCCGUCAUCAAACUGUGCGAAAUGUCGACAGUGGGCACUGACCUGGGAACGGUCAAACACCAGAUUGAAGAGCUCAAGCAGUACAAAGUAGACGUGUACCAGCAGCAGAUCGACAUGGAGAAACUCUGCCACCAGGGGGAGCUGCUGCUGAAGAAAGUUUCAGACCAAACUGACCGGGACAUGAUCCAGGAGCCGCUAACUGAGCUGCGCCACCUGUGGGAGAAUUUGGGGGACAAGAUCACUCAGAGACAGCACAAGCUGGAGGCGGCCCUGCUGGCCCUGGGUCAGUUCCAGCACGCCCUAUCUGAACUCCAGGCCUGGCUCACCCACACGUACACCACCCUGGACACCCAGCGACCAAUCAGUUCAGACCCCAAGGCCAUUGAGAUCGAACUGGCCAAACAUCACGUUUUGCGCAACGACGUGCUGUCCCACCACGCCACGGUGGACGCGGUCAACGCGGCAGCCGCCGAGCUCCUGGAGUCGUCUCCUGGGGACGAGGCCAGCCAUCUGAGGGAGCAACUGGACAAACUCAACCACAGCUGGCAGAACCUCCUGCUCAAGACCCAGGAGCGGCAGAAGUUGCUGGAAGCCGCCUUGCACCAGGCUGAGGGCUUCCAUGGCGAGCUGGAGGAGUUCCUGCAGUGGAUGAGGCGCACGGAGAGCCAACUGUCGGCGGCCAAGCCCACCGGAGGUCUCCCCGAGACGGCCAGGGAGCAGCUGGAGCAGCACAUGGAGCUCCAAAGCCAGCUGAGCCAGCGAGCCGACCAGUACCACCGGCUUCUGGACGCCGGCGAGUCCAUGCUUCUGGCUCGCGGCGAAGACGCGGGACCGGGAACUACGCAAACCCAGCAGAACCUGGCAAUGCUGCAGAACAAGUGGGCCAUCCUCAACACCAAGAUGGAUGACCGGCGGGCAAAGCUGGAAGAGGCUCUCUCGCUGGCGACCAGUUUCCAGACUUCCCUGCAGGACACCAUCAACUGGCUGACGCAGGCCGAGCAGACUCUCAAUAUGGCCCAGCCGCCCAGCCUCCUUCUGGACACGGUCCUCUUCCAGAUUGACGAGCACAAGGUUUUCGUCAACGAGGUGAACACGCACCGCGAGCAGGUCCUGGCCCUGGAGAAGUCUGGCUCCCAGCUGCGCUUCGCCAGUCUGAAGCAGGACGUGGUCCUCAUCAAGAACCUACUGCUCAGCGUCCAGGCCCGCUGGGACAAGUUGGUUCAGAGGUCUCUGGACCGCGGGCGGCACCUGGAUGAGGCUCGCAAGCGGGCCAAGCAGUUCCACGAAGCCUGGCGGAAGCUGUCCGACUGGCUGGAGGAGGCCGAGAACCGCCUGGACUCGGAACUGGAAAUCCCCAACGAACCGGACAGGAUCAAAGUCCAGCUGACCAAACACAAGGAGUUCCAGAAGGCGCUGGGAUCCAAGCAACCCGUCUAUGACACCACGGUGAGGUCGGGCCGGGCCAUGCGCGACAAAGCUCAGCUCCCGGAAGACACCCAGAAACUGGACCUGCUGGUGGGCGAAGUCCGAGACAAGUGGGACACCGUCUGUGGCAAGAGUGUGGAGAGGCAACACAAGCUGGAGGAGGCUCUUCUGUUCUCGGGGCAGUUUGCAGAGGCCCUCCAGGCUCUUGUGGACUGGCUGUACCGCGUGGAGCCUCAGCUCGCUGAAGAUCUGCCCGUCCAUGGCGACCUGGACCUGGUUUCCAAUCUCAUGGACUCCCACAAGGCCUUCCAGAAGGAGAUGGGCAAGAGGACGGGCAGCGUUCAAGCUUUGAAGCGCUCAGCUCGAGACCUCAUGGAGACGGGUCGCGACGACACGGCGUGGGUCAAAGUUCAGCUGCAGGAGCUGAGCAACCGCUGGGAGACGGUGUGCGCUUUGUCCGUCACCAAGCAAACGCGACUACAACAGGCACUUAAACAGGCGGAGGAGUUCCGCACAGCCGUGCAGAUGCUCUUGGAGUGGCUCUCCGAGGCCGAGCAGAGCCUUCGCUUCCGCGGCGUCCUUCCCGAGGAGGCGGAGACUCUCCAAGCGUUGUUGCACACCCACCGCCAAUUCCUGGGCACCGUGGAGGAGAAGAGGGCAGAGGUCAACCGGGCGGCGGGCAUGGGCGAGGCCAUCCUGGCCCUGUGCCACGCCGACUCCAUCACCACCAUCAAGCACUGGAUCACCAUCAUCCGGGCACGCUUUGAGGAGGUGCUGACGUGGGCCAAGCAGCACGAGCAACGUCUGGAGGCGGCGCUGACCGAGGUCCUGAACAAUGCCAACCUACUGGAGGAGCUCCUGUCGUGGCUCCAGUGGGCCGAGACCACCUUGGUGCAGAGAGACCUAGACCCCCUCCCGCAGGACAUCCCCCAAGUCAAAGGACUGAUCACAGAACACCAGAUGUUCAUGGAGGAGAUGACAAGGAAACAGCCGGACGUGGAUAAAGUGACCAAAAGUUACAAAAGGAAACCUGCUGAGCCUCCCAGCAGCUUGGCGGAGAGGAGAGGAGGCCGGCGGCAACAGCAGCAGCAGCAGCAUCAACAGCCGGCCUCGAUGCAGGUUUCCGGGACCAACCCCCGACUCAACCAUCUGUGUGCCCGCUGGCAGCAAGUUUGGCUUCUGGCACUGGACCGCCAGCGAAAACUCAACGACGCUCUGGACAGGUUGGAGGAGCUUAAAGAAUUUGCCAACUUUGAUUUUGACGUGUGGCGCAAGAAGUACAUGCGUUGGAUGAACCACAAGAAAUCGCGCGUCAUGGACUUCUUCCGGCGCAUCGACAAAGAUCAGGACGGGAAGAUCACGCGGCAAGAGUUCAUCGACGGCAUCUUGGCGUCCAAGUUCCCCACCAGCAAGUUGGAGAUGACGGCGGUGGCGGACAUCUUUGACCGAGACGGCGACGGCUACAUCGACUACUACGAGUUUGUGGCCGCCCUGCAUCCCAACAAGGACGCCUACAGACCAACCACGGACGCUGACAAGAUUGAGGACGAGGUGACUCGGCAGGUGGCUCAGUGUAAGUGCGCCAAGAGGUUCCAGGUGGAGCAAAUAGGGGAGAACAAAUACCGGUUCUUCCUCGGAAACCAGUUCGGCGACUCGCAGCAGCUCCGUCUGGUGCGCAUCCUGCGUAGCACCGUCAUGGUGCGGGUGGGCGGAGGCUGGAUGGCUCUGGACGAGUUCCUGGUCAAGAACGAUCCCUGUCGAGUUCAACAUCCCGGACUUAAGAUCCUUCGCUCCGACUCCAGUAGCUCCAUCUCAUCGCGUAUAGUGGCAGUCACUCCAGGCUAUUUCUGCUGCAGAGCGCGCGGGCGCACCAACCUGGAGCUCCGGGAGAAGUUCAUCCUUCCCGAGGGGACGCCGCAGAGCGUGUGCGUUUUGCGCUCGCGGGGCCGCCGCUCCAAGCCGGGCUCCCGCAACGCCUCACCCACCCGCUCCUCAUCCUCGGCCUCGCAUAGCGGCGCCUCGGCCCCCUCCACGCCGGCGACACCCACCGCGUCGGCUUCGUCCAGGUUGUCGCACACUCACUCUCGUGACUACGCCAAGCCGUGGUUGGCGCACAGUAAAAGCGCGUCGGCGAGCAAGUGUCAGUGCUGCGCGGAUGUCGGCAGCGAUGAGGGGGCGUCGUCGGGCUCCAAGCUGAAGCGUCCGACCUUCCACUCCAGUCGCGGUUCGCUGACAGGAGAAAACGGCGGGACGGCGCACGCCGCCAAACGAAGCGAUCCAAAGAGAGCCGGGUCGUCGGCUAGCGGUCCCGCCAGCCGCGCGGGCAGCCGGGCGGGCAGCCGGGCCAGCAGCCGCCGAGGGAGCGAUGCGUCAGACGCGUCGGAGCUGCAGGACUCUCGCUCCGUCUGUUCGGACGCGUCGGACACCCCACGGAGGCCCGGCGCCGGCGCCAAACCGUCCAAGAUCCCCACAAUCACCAAGAAGACGCCCAGCCCCAAAGCCCCCGGGUCCAGCAAGAAAUAAGACAAGUAAAAAAAACAUGUCCUCCUUUCACAUCGUGGCAGCCUUCUUGCAUCACUUGCUGGCAUCCAGUUUGUGUCAAGAAGUGGGGAGAGAAAAAAAAAAAAGGAAAAAGAUGGGGCCACAUGUGGUACACUCAGGAGAG
Molecule: messenger RNA, 21347 nt
Organism: Syngnathus typhle (broad-nosed pipefish)
Lineage: Eukaryota; Metazoa; Chordata; Actinopteri; Syngnathiformes; Syngnathidae
Gene: macf1a
Product: microtubule actin crosslinking factor 1a
Exons: 101
Coding region: 1148-21205 (6685 amino acids)
Biological process (GO): intermediate filament cytoskeleton organization; skin development; wound healing
Cellular component (GO): cytoplasm; intermediate filament; microtubule
Molecular function (GO): cadherin binding; microtubule binding; structural molecule activity
Source: RefSeq, a predicted model, not a curated record